Messenger RNA from Magnolia sinica, 1230 nucleotides. RefSeq names its product patatin-like protein 2. Gene Ontology annotation, biological process: lipid metabolic process. Lineage: Eukaryota; Viridiplantae; Streptophyta; Magnoliopsida; Magnoliales; Magnoliaceae. The record is from RefSeq and is a predicted model, not a curated record. Gene Ontology annotation, molecular function: monoacylglycerol lipase activity; glycerophospholipase activity. The coding region runs from base 1 to 1230 and encodes 409 amino acids. The transcript is spliced from 7 exons.
AUGGAACGAGCAACCUCCAUAAUCAAUCAUAUCCAGCCCCCAACUUUUGGAGACCUAAUCACCAUUCUCAGCAUCGAUGGAGGAGGAAUCAGAGGAAUCAUUCCAGCAACCAUUCUAAGCUUCCUGGAGUCUCAGCUUCAAGAGCUGGAUGGUGAGGAUGUGAGACUUGCAGACUAUUUUGAUGUGAUUGCAGGGACGAGCACGGGUGGCCUUGUAACCGCCAUGUUAACCACACCUAACGAGAAUAACCGUCCUUUGUUUGCUGCCAAAGAUAUCAAGGACUUCUACCUUACUCACUGCCCGAAGAUCUUCCCACAAUGCAGAGGCCCGUUUUCUUCAGCUGUUAAGAUGUUCAAAGCAAUAUCAGGACCCAAAUACAAUGGCAAGUAUCUUCAUGGCCUUUGCAGAGAAAAGCUAGGAAAGACACGGUUGCACCAGACCUUGACACACGCCAUCAUUCCAACUUUCGACAUCAAGAAGCUGCAGCCCACCAUCUUCUCCACCUAUGAGGUAAAAUCGAAACCAUAUUUGGAUGCGGAACUCUCAGAUAUCUGCAUCGGCACAUCCGCAGCUCCAACUUACCUUCCCACCCACUGUUUUGAAACCAAAGAUUCUCAAGGGAACGUAAGGGAAUUCAACCUCAUCGAUGGUGGUGUUGCUGCUAAUAAUCCGGCAUUGGUGGCCAUGGGUGAAGUUACAAGGCAGGUUUUCCGAGGGAACCCAGAUUUCUUCCCAAUCAAACCAAUGGACUAUGGUAGAUUUCUAGUCAUCUCGCUGGGAACUGGAUCAAUGAAGAUGGAUGAGAAGUACAGUGCGAGCCAGGCGAGCAAGUGGGGAGUUAUGGGAUGGUUGCUUAGCGGCGGUUCCACUCCGUUGGUGGAUGUGUUUACUCAGGCAAGUGCCGAUAUGGUUGACAUCCACAUAUCAGUUCUCUUUCAAGCCCUUCAUUCCGAAUCUAACUACCUUCGGAUUCAAGAUGAUACAUUAAGCGGGACAGUUUCAUCCCUUGACUUUGCGACCAAGGAAAACUUAGAUAAUCUUGUAAAGAUCAGCAAAGAGUUAUUGAAGAAACCAGUUUCGAGGGUGAAUUUGGAGACGGGUAUCUUCGAACCUGUCAAGAAUGAAGGCACCAAUGAAGAAGUUCUCAAAAGGUUUGCCAAACAGCUUUCGGAAGAAAGGAGGCUCCGCGAAAUGAGAUCUCCACACACAAAAUUAUUCAAAUCCAAUUAA